Messenger RNA from Phalaenopsis equestris, 5801 nucleotides. RefSeq lists its product as uncharacterized. The record is from RefSeq and is a predicted model, not a curated record. Lineage: Eukaryota; Viridiplantae; Streptophyta; Magnoliopsida; Asparagales; Orchidaceae. Gene Ontology annotation, molecular function: RNA binding; ubiquitin binding.
ACCCGGUAAAGGCCGAACUCCGAACUCGGAGUACCGAACUGCAGGGGAACGAGCCCCUUUUCUCAGAUGUCUUCUCCGGCGGAGCAGCAAACCGGCAUGAAACGCAAGCUUUACGAGUCCUCUUCCGAGCCUUCUCAGAGGCCUAUGGCGGCCUUCCCUCUAUCGCAGGAGGAGAUCAUUCGGCGGCGGAGGAACAAGGAGGAGAUACGAAACCUCUACGAGUGCUACAAGCGAAUUAAGUUCUGCGUCUCCCGGAAGGACCUUCGCCUCACGGCCGACUUUGAGCAGGCAUAUCUUUCUCUUAUCACCGCCUCCAGAGGUUGCAUGAGCGCACAACGGAUUGUUGCUGAACUCAUUCCUCAUUAUGCUGCUUUCUGUCCCACUGCUUUGGAAGCCGCAGCAACAGUUUCGAUCAACAUGUAUAAUUGGAGCUUGGCUAUACUAAUGAGAGGUGAAGAUCUUGAUGGUGUUGCAUAUCAGACUGCUAAGGCAUGCAUAUUUGGAUUGGUUGAUAUAUGCUGCACAGCUUCUCAUGAAGCCCCAACAUCAUCUGUAAUUCACGGUAUAUGUGCUGCAGUUUUUGAAAAUGUUUUAACCUUCUUCACUUCAAGCUUCGAGGGGAAGGAGAUUUAUGGUAUCGGAAGCAGGGAAGUUCUAAAGCUUCAAGGACCCAUGGAAAAUUUUUAUGUUUUGAAGCAAGAAAGGGACGAUGACAGUGAAUCUUCAUUGAGCAAGUUAUUCAAGUACGGAGCUUUUUGUUUGCUGCGCAUAUUCUUCUCUUUUCCUAAGAACUUACUUGCAGCAUGUUUUAAGCUCAUUUCUACCGGUGGAACUGAUGUCAAUUAUAAACAAGGACAGUAUUUUCUUGACCAGGUGACUAGCCCUUUGAAGGUUGCAGCAUCUCAGCCUAGCAUGGGAUGUGAAGUGUUGGAUGAAGGGAAAUGUUUGUCUGGUGACAUCGUCGCAGAUAGCGGACCAUGUUUUUCUGAAAAUUGUUUUAUGGGAAUGGUUACAAGCAGGGAGCCAUCAUUGAAGGGCUGGAUACUUGCAAGGUAUAAAAAGCUUGCAGACUUGUUAGUCAAUCGUGAUGCUCUAGAAAUAUUAUCAUUUUUGGAAAAGAUUUUUGGGUCUGCACAAGAGUUAGUUAAGGAUGCAACCUAUGAAUUGAGUGAUGAAGAGAACUCUGAUUCAUCAAAUAAUGUGCAUCGCUAUGGGCUUUAUAAUAAAGCCAUUUAUGAUGAUAAUGUCAGUGAUUUAUCUAGGAGGGAUCAUGCUUCAGAACUUCAGGGUACCUCUCUUAGCAAGGCACAAUUUGUGGAUUCCAUCACUCCUGAAAGUUCAAGUCAAAAUUUGAAGACACGCAAGACUGAACACCUUUUAGAGGAUUCACUCAAGACUGCUCAACUAUUAGCUAAUCAAGGCUUGGUUGGUGAAGAAGAAAGGGCCAUAUCUAUGAGUAAGCCAGAAAGUAGUAAUUUUGAAGAUUCACUAUCAAGCAAAUCAUCUUCUGCAAAGGGCUCGAUUAGCAACCUUUUUGUCCCUCCUAUCUCUAGCAGUCUCCCUACUAUCAGAAUGGAUGCCUCAACUGUUGAAACCCAUGCUGUUAAAUGAAUGUCAGGUCCUGUAGCCACACAAAGCAUUCCGUCUCCUAGAGAGACUUUGACUGCACAUCAUGAUACUUCUUUUGAUCAUUUAAUUUGGCACACUGAUGGGGAUCCUGCUGCCAUGGAUGUUUUCUAUGCUUCCAAGCUAUUAUGGUUAGGUUCUCUGGGUUUUCGUGCUUCUGAAACUUCAGUUAGACAGCAGUUUGAAAACUUUGGUCAUCUCGAACAAUUUAUUUUUCUUCCUGUCAAGAAUUUUGCUUUAGUUGAGUACAGGAACUUAAUGGAUGCUAUCAAGGCACGGAAAUAUAUGCAAGGAUCCUCACAAUGGGGUGGCUUCGUUAAAAUAAAAUUUGUUGACAUAGCAAUAGGUAGUAGAGGAGUUAUCAACAGUGUAACUAUUGGUGAAAAUUGUCAUGUAUAUGUAGGGAAGGUGCCAAACCAGUUGAGUAAAGAAGAGAUACUCAAUGGAUUGAUAAGAAAUGGCUUUAGAAGUCCCCAGGUGGUUACUGAUCUUACUAGUGAAAAUGCAUUGCUUUUGGAAUUUGGAACUGCUGAUGAAGCAGCCGCUGUAAUAGCACAUCUCAGACAUCUACGUGAAGAGACCAAGCUGCAAAAGCUGCCAAACAAAAGCUUAAUUUACCCAGAAGAUAGGUUAAGGCUGCAUUUGAUGUGUUUCCUUGAUGAAAACUCUGAUGGCUUGGGUUUUGGUUCUUGGUUGAGCUCGGUUUUGGCCUUGUUUCUUGCUGGGCUCGGUUUGGCUCUAAUGUGGGCUGUGUUGGCUCGUUUUGGCCUUGUUGAGCUUGGUUUAGCUCUAGUGGGGAGCUGUGUUUGGUUUCUGCUUCUUGUCGAGGGCUGUGUUGCUUUGUUCAGCCUUUACCCGAGGAAUAGUUGGGAGGUGGCUUUGCUGGCUUUGGUUCCUACUCCUUACCCGGUUUUCUCUUUUGAAGUUUUUGCGAUGGCGUUUCCGGCGCUCACCUUUUCCUACAACUUACCAACGAGCCGUAACUCCCGUAUAGUUACCCCCAUCUUUAAGUUUGGGGCAGGAUUUGAGGAUCUCGAGGUCAUCCUCGGGAAAGCCCCGUUCGUGGUCGUGAAAGUCUCCACCCCAGAAGUUCAAGAACCGUUUGCUGAGUUUAACCUGAAUUGCCUACAGGAUUUCCCUUCUUACAAGAAGGAAAAGACUAUUACCACCACGAUGUCUACUAAGCCUGACUUUCCCGCUCUUGCUAAGGGAAAAGAGGUUAUGAUCUUCGAUAGUCCAAGUGAGGAGUUCACCGUCCCGCCGUCAGUGUUCGAAAUUGGGUCGAGUUCGGAAGUUGCGCCGUUAACACGGUCACAAAAGAGAAACCGUAGCCGAAAAGUUCGCAAAACUGCUGAGGUUCAGAUUUCUGAAGAUAUGACUAUUGUUGCUGCUUUACCGUUAGCUCAUGGACAUGGUGGAAAGAGGAAGAAGUCUACUCCUCUCACUAGAGUCAGUACAGUGUUUCGGAGACUAGCUGCCAAAGAGGGUUGUUCAGUCAGUGAAUUGCUUAAGUGGAUGGGAUGUGCAGUCUCCCCUCGCGUGAAGAAAGAAAUACUAAAGGACGUCAGAUCUUUUGAAGGAUUACCUUCUCGCAUUCUCGUCAAGUGCUUUUUCGGGAACAAAAUUGACACUAUCACCACCACUGGGUUCGCAGGCUGUCGAUCGAUUAAGUCACGACCGGGUCCGAGAGUUUUACUGAUUACCAACCAUAAAGAUGUUCCUAAGACCUCAAAGGAAAGGAUAAGCAGGUUGCCUAGUACUGUAUCCGGUCUUCAUCAUGGGGAGCAUGCCUCUCUUCGACAUGCCAAUGUUUCUGUUGAGACACCCCGUCUCAAAACAUCACCAUCAAGAAAAGAGGUGUGGAUACCCAGGGUUGUUGCACCAAUACGAUCUAAAGCCUCCGCUCCGGACCUCAAAGUGAUACGAGGGGCAAUAAUUGAAAAAAAGGUCGAAAGACUUGGGGCCGAGAUUUCGGAACUAGCUCGAGAACGUGGAAUUCCCGUUGUUGAUGAAGAUAAAAACUCUGAAGAAUACCUUGAGGAAGACUGUAUGAAUAUUAAUGUCAUCGAAACCAGAGCAGUUACAUCUCCGCGUGACGCUCAACCUCCCACUAAAGAGAAUGUCUUAGAUGAGCUGCGUAGGGCUCUCUUCCUGAGAGAUGAAGAAAUCAGCCAAAUGAAAAAUAGAAUGGAAGAAAUGGCCGCUGUCAUGACUCCUAUGACUGCAGCUCAGGGACAAUCUCAAACACAACAGUUAGCUUCUCCAGAAAUUGACCAAUUCUAUUUAACAAUAAUUUCUUUUCUUUUGAAAUCUGAUCCUGCAUGCAGAGAUAUAGGGACUGCUUCAUAUCACAAAGAGUGCCAGUCUACUUCGGGAAGCUCAAAGGUUGCAGGGUAUUUUUCUUCUCUUGCUGAUCCUCCAACUCCGGGGGAUACUAUUGCUCGAGCCUCGCAUUCCAGUUAUUUAACUGCUAAGCCAGGGAGCGUAAUACAUGAACUGGCAUCCCCAAAGCUCAAGGUUGGUAAAUCCGACACCACAGUAUUGAAGGGCCAUGAACUGCAGUCCAAUUUGAGUGUCAAAGAGCUGGAUGUGGUAUCUAGGAAAGCUGAAGAUUUUGGUAGUAUUGUGUCCAUGGAUUUUUUAUCAUCAGAAACUCCAACAUCUUCACGCACUGCUGAGCCAGUUUGGCCAUACAAAAAAUCAGAGAGUGGACCACAACCAUUAAGCCAUGGAAUUAUGCCAUAUGUUCAUGGUGGAUCUAUGAUUCCCCCGCCAAUACAUUCUUCUUCUUCUAUUCGCCCUUUCUAUAGCUCAAAUACUACCUGGGACAAUCCUUCUCAUAACCCUUCCUAUAUGCUUCCCCAGGAUAGGCGACAUCUUAGUUCUCAAACACCUCUUCCCUUUAUACCCUCUUCAAUAACUCCACUCUCUCAAAUCCCCCCUGCUGGUUCUAUUCAAAGAUUUGACCAAGUAGUCAACACGCCAUAUUUGCCACCUUCAAUGCCACCACCUCCACCACCACCUGAUGCCCCACCUUCAUUACCUUCUUCCCCACCACCACCGCCUCCUUCUCAGCCUCCUCUGAUUCCUCCUCCUCCAACUUCCCCUCCACCAAUUUCUCAACCAAUUCACGAAACUACCAAAUUACGAUCUGGAAAAUCAGCUUUACAACAUCAGUGGCAAGGCACUCUUUCUAAAAGUGGGGUUCACUACUGCUCAUUAUAUGCAACCAGGGAAGUUUCUCUUGCUUGCAAAUAUUUAAAUGCUGCGCCUGAACCUGCAGAGUGGCCUUCAAGAUUUGAUGUAACAAAAAGAACAGACUAUCACCAUGUGAGGACUACGUUUGGCAAUACUCCGCCUCAUAGAAGAGAAGUCUGUCGAUUGCUGCCAUCUACUGCAAGUGAUCAGAAAGGGUUUAAUGAUUUUAUAUCAUACUUGAACCAAAGAGAAUGUGCUGGAGUGAUAAAAACUGCUGUGAAGUCAAUGUGGGCAAGAUUGCUUUUUAUCCUCCCUCACUCUCUAGAUUUCUGCUCAAUGUUAGGGAUUGCACCUCAGCCCUCUGAAUCCCUAAUUGCUUUGGUUUUACCUAAGGAAGCAAAUUUGGACUCGAACGUGGCUUCUGGUGUGAAUCAUUAACUGAGCAUCCGUAGAACAACGGCCCUCUUGCAUGACCACGAGCGGAGAUUUCUCAUCCAUUUAUGUGGAAAUAUAUUGCUCUGAAAUAUUUCACACAAAAUUUAGAAAUAUUCAUUAUUGGAGAAAGGGGAAUUUGUUUUCUUGAGGGAGAGGAUGAUAACUCCGUGGCUUCUAUGGAGAAUUGACAACACGUGUUCUGCUUUCUGGCAGUGAUGGAGAUCGUUGCUCGUUCAAAAAAUUUUGACUUAAGGGUAGUUGAUUUGUGUUUUGGCAAGAGCUUGUGUCUCGGCGUAACUUUUUUUUUUCAAGGAGUGCUUUGCACAAAAGCCUUACACAAUUAGGAUCAACUUUUUCUAGCUCCGUACUGGCUGAAGGUAGAACUUGGCCUUUUUUUGGUUUAGUUCUCAUUAUAUUUUUGUGCGCAUAUUUUCUUCAUUUUUAUGUAGCCAUGAUAACAAUUUUUUUUUCUUAACUAUUUUUAAGCCAUCAAAUUCCAGCUGAUGAGAUAAAUAGAACUCGGUUUAGGUUGUUCAGCUUCA